Messenger RNA from Xenopus tropicalis (tropical clawed frog), 2891 nucleotides. RefSeq names its product leucine rich repeat and Ig domain containing 4 (gene lingo4). The transcript is spliced from 2 exons. Lineage: Eukaryota; Metazoa; Chordata; Amphibia; Anura; Pipidae. The coding region runs from base 517 to 2397 and encodes 626 amino acids. The record is from RefSeq and is a predicted model, not a curated record.
CAGUAUCCAAUUAGCCAGAGGAAACCAUUUUCCCCUUCGGAGAGACUGGGGCAUUAAUGUUUAAGAGGGGUAAAGGAUCAAGCAGAGUGCGAGUUCCGGCUCGGGCAGCGGCAGGCCAGCGCGCAGCUUAUAUUCGGUGUAAGGUCGCACUCGGCUGAAUCUCGGCGCGGCCUCUGUGCGUUCCUUCCUACUUCGCUAAGGCAAAGGCAUUAAAUAUGAAUGGGCCGUAGGUGUAAAGUGUCUGGGAGAGAGACAUCUGCGAGGCAGCCGAGUGUCUGGGAGAGAGACAUCUGCGAGGCAGCCGGUGGGCAGUCACAGUCUCACUCCUGGCAAAAACAAGCUGCCUGCGGGUACAUAAGGCAGACCCUGCCGAGAGCGCUGAGGAAGCAGCCGAGACCCUCGAGACAUAGGUUGGUCAGCCUUCGAGAUUGUGAUGGUGGAUAAAGAUGGCUCCUCCCAUGGAGAUGGUCACCAGAGGACCUUGCAAAUAAAUGGCUUCGUGAAGGGGAGGGCAAGAUGGUAGCGGGAAGGAAUACGCCAAUUCCCAGCCUCCACCUGGAGCCCCGACUCUUUAUCAUGUGUGUUGGAGUGUUAAUGAGAGCCCUCUGCUCUUGUUGCCCCACCCCCUGUGAGUGCCCCUCCCCCUGUGAGUGCCCCGCCCGUGACAAUUCCACCCUUUGCCGACGCCGUUUCCUGAGUAUUGUCCCCUCAGAUCUCCCGACGUUUUCUCAAAUACUGGACCUCAGUCACAACUACAUCAGAGCAGUGCCGUCCAACGCCUUCACGCACCUCAAGUAUCUCCAAGAGUUGGACUUGAGUUACAAUCAGCUUUCCCGGGUGGAGCCGGGGCUGUUCAGCAGUUUGCCUGCCCUGAGGGUCCUGCUUCUCCACCACAAUGAGCUCAAACUGCUGCCCCCUGGGAUCUUCUUGGGGAUGCCGGCCCUGUCGUGGUUGGACGUCCGAAGGAACCAGUUGGUCAUCUUGCUGGAUCAAACGUUUCAGGGGCUUAGGGAGCUGAAACACCUGGAGACGGGUGAGAACCCCCUGCUCUUUGUAUCUCCUGGAGCUUUCUUGACAUUGCCUCAGCUGCAGAGGUUGGGUUUGGAGGACACCAAGCUCAAUGGUGUCCCCUCGAGUGCUCUCGCUGCCCUACCGCGGCUUUCUGAACUGCGCUUGGGUGGGAUCAGCAGCAGCGUUCUCCGUGACCUCUCCUUCCCCGACUUGCCCUUACUGCGAGUUCUAGAACUGGACAGUUGGCCUUCAUUAGGGCUCCUUGAACCCCACAGUCUGUCUGGUUUGAAUCUCAGCUCCUUCUCCGUAACCCAUGGAAAUCUUACCACGAUCCCAGAGGAAGCGCUGAAAGCCCAGAUUUACCUCCGGACCUUGGACCUCUCCUACAACCCCAUCUCCGAGCUCCCGGCCAGAGGUUUCGGCACACUGAGGAGGCUGGAGGAGCUGAGGCUGAGCAGUGGGAGGCUCCAUUAUGUACCUUCUGGGGCCUUUUACGGCCUGGGCCGACUCCGUACGCUGGACCUUUCCGACAAUCCGCUCACUUGGCUUGCAGAAGACGCCCUACCUUCUCCUCUUGGAGGCUUGGAGACCCUCCUCCUCUCUAAUACCAUGCUGUCCUGCGAUUGCCGGCUCUGUUGGCUCCUCCACCGUAGACUUCGCUUCGGAGGGAAGUCCCCCGUCUGUGCGGCUCCAGACUCACUAAGGGGAAUGGUGAUCCCCGACGACCCAGAGAAACUUUGCCCGGACCUAUUUACGUGCCAGCCCCCGAGAAUAGUAAACCCUGGACCCCGUGAGCUGACGGUUAGGGAAGGGGACGUUCUGACCAUCUCCUGCCACAGUUUAGGAGUCCCUCAACCUUCUAUCCAAUGGGUGCUACCUCAAAGCCCACCGUUGGAGGACACCAGUACAACUGCUUGCCCAACCACCUAUAACGUAUCCCCACAAACAGUCUUUCCGACCACUCAGGAGACAGCUGACUCUGGGGUACCAACGCCCGCAAUGCCAGCUGUCCGGAGGGUCACCAUCCUCCCAGACGAUGCCCUUCAGUUCCACCCUGUACAAGCAGAGGACUCGGGGGCUUACCUAUGCACGGCCAGCAACGUGGUUGGCAACGACUCCACCUGGGUCCACCUGGAAGUCGUGCCCUAUAACGGCAGCAACGUGCCCUCCUCAGUGAUGGCGGUGAACGGUCGCCUCCUAGUGGUCAUCACAGCCGGCGGCAUUCUGCCCUUCAUCAGCUCGGUGACGCUCUGCUUCAUCUUCAUGUUCCUAUGGAGCCGGGGAAGGGGGAACAUCAAACACACGGCCCACAUAGACUACGUGCCACGGGGGAAUCGAGCUUCCACCGACACAGAGGACAACAAAUUCACCAUGAAACUGCUUUGAGCAAUGGCCAGAUUGUCUGGGCGGCCAUCUUGAACCCUGGGAAAUAAGCCCCGCCCCCCCUCCAGUGCAAUCCUUUGCCCCCACAGACACUUCAUUAACUUCAGUACUCUGCAAAACCACCUUAUUAUUAGAUACGAAUGAGAAAUUUGCAGUUGGUCUUUGUUUAUCGGUGAGUUUUGGACUGAUUGACCUUUCGUUGAGCCACUUGGUUACUUAUUAUUACUAUAGUAUUAGUAUCACAAUUAUCAUCCCCUCCUAGUCAUCUGCCUCGUUGCUAGGGUAAGGCAGACCAUAGCAACUAGAGAACAAACUCAGACCGACUGUAAAAUGGCUGAUAACUUCCCGUUUAAAGGCAAUAUAAACCCCAAAAUAAUUUAAAAAAGGCAUUUUUUUUGGUUUGCUUUGGGUUUAACGGUGGAAACCGUAAUUUUUAUUCGUUAGUGACUCGCCUGAAUGUAAUAUGUUUGAUAAUGAUUAAAUAUUUUUGUAUUGUU